AUAAAGGUGGAGCGGCUGGAGCAGAGGAGCUGAACCUGCAGCCUUUCUCAACUUACAGCUCGCAUGCUGAUGCAAAAGCAGACGGACUUCAACGCCGACGGAGCUCACUCUGCGUCUCCGCAGUCUGCUGUGAUUUUGAAAUAACUCGGUGUCCCACAUCGUCCCUCCGACGCGAAGCUGACCUUGGUGUUGUUGAUGAGCAGAAUGUUUCUUCCUCUGCGAGCUUCAGAAAAUGAACACCUCCCUGUGUGACCUCGCUGCGAUCAUGUAUCACCUCGCUGCGGACUGCCCAGUGAAUCCCAGUUGCAACUUCUCCUCCACUUCUUCCAACUGGACAGCAGGCGGCGAUGGCCCUCAGCUGCCGACGUUCACCACAGCGGCCAAAGUCAGAGUGAUCACCACGUUCAUCCUCUGCGGCAUAUCGGCCUUUUGCAACCUGGCUGUGCUGUGGGCGGCGCACGCCGACGGGAAGCGCAAAUCCCACGUCAGGGUGCUGAUUGUCAACCUGACGCUGGCUGAUCUGCUGGUAACCUUCAUCGUGAUGCCCGUGGAUGCUGUGUGGAACAUCACCGUCCAGUGGCUGGCUGGGGACUUUGCCUGCAGGCUACUGAUGUUUCUUAAGCUGCAGGCGAUGUACUCGUGCGCUUUUGUCACUGUGGUGAUCAGCUUGGACAGGCAGUCUGCCAUCCUUAACCCUCUGGCCAUCAAUAAAGCCAGUAAGAGGAACAGAGUGAUGCUGAGUGUGGCGUGGGGUAUGAGCGUCGCGCUGUCAGUCCCUCAGAUGUUCCUUUUUCACAACGUGACCAUCAUCCACCCCGAGGACUUCACACAGUGCACAACACGGGGAAGUUUCAGCACUCACUGGCACGAAACAGCCUACAACAUGUUCACGUUUUCCUGCCUGUUCCUGCUGCCGCUGGUCAUCAUGAUCACCUGUUACACCAGGAUCUUCUGUGAGAUCUCCAAACGACUGAGAAAGGACAACCUGCCCUCCAACGAAGUGCAUCUGCGGUGUUCAAAGAAUAACAUCCCCAGAGCUCGGAUGAGGACUCUAAAAAUGAGCAUUGUGAUCGUCUUGUCUUUCAUUAUCUGCUGGACUCCGUAUUACCUGCUGGGCCUGUGGUACUGGUUCUUUCCCGAUGACCUGGAGGGGAAGGUCUCCCACUCACUGACUCACAUCCUGUUCAUCUUCGGUCUGGUCAACGCAUGCCUUGAUCCAGUCAUCUAUGGCCUGUUCACCAUACGCUUCCGAAAUGGACUCCGGAGGUAUUACUGCAACGCCAGAGUCACAGAUCCGGAUAAUAGCACAGUUAUAACUGGAUCUUUUACCUGUGCUGCCAAUUCUUUGUCACUGAGAAGAGAUGUGAGUCCUGCCACCCAGGAGAGGCUCACGCUGUGCAGUGACAACUACAACAAACCAGAGUCGACGUUGCCAAAGACUGGCUUUCUAAAAGCAGAUGAUGCAGAACCAGAUUCCAGCCAGUCCAGUCCUGAAAGUAUCUUAUGAGAAGAGCUCAAGGUUUUUGCUAUGGUUGUAUAACUGUUAUUUAUUCUGAUUUAUUCAGUGUGUGACUAUCUAAUGUGUGUUCAUGUCUGGCAGAAUGCUUAAUGUCAUCUUGACUUAUUAAAAUGCUUGUGUAAAAAGACCAAAAUAGACACAAAAUUCACAUUCUACUUCAUGUAAAUUGAAAAGCUUUGAAAAAUAAAUACACUGAUCACAUUACAUUACCGUUACAUGAGCUUCUGUUACAUAGAAAUGUUUGU
This is a messenger RNA of Mugil cephalus (flathead mullet), 1764 nucleotides long. Its product is annotated as gonadotropin-releasing hormone II receptor-like. The record is from RefSeq and is a predicted model, not a curated record. NCBI's taxonomy places the organism in Eukaryota, Metazoa, Chordata, Actinopteri, Mugiliformes, Mugilidae. Gene Ontology annotation, biological process: G protein-coupled receptor signaling pathway. The transcript has 4 exons. Gene Ontology annotation, cellular component: membrane. Bases 233 to 1507 code for a protein of 424 amino acids. Gene Ontology annotation, molecular function: peptide binding; gonadotropin-releasing hormone receptor activity.